Salvelinus fontinalis (brook trout) is the source of this 6859-nucleotide messenger RNA. Its product is annotated as polyhomeotic-like protein 2. The record is from RefSeq and is a predicted model, not a curated record. The coding region runs from base 2011 to 2979 and encodes 322 amino acids. Gene Ontology annotation, cellular component: nucleus; PRC1 complex. Lineage: Eukaryota; Metazoa; Chordata; Actinopteri; Salmoniformes; Salmonidae. Gene Ontology annotation, molecular function: zinc ion binding; protein binding. The transcript has 7 exons.
AUCUCUAAGUCAUUGGACUUAUGGAUAACCAGAAGCCCUGACUGGCUGUUCAAUUUGUUACAGUAAUGUGACAUCCAACUCAUCCAUUCACUGACUCCUACUCACUCACUCACCGACCCACCAACAACCUAUUCACUCACUCACAUCCAUCUGUAUGCUUGGGCAGCUCAGGCACAAUGGCCAUCCCCAUUCUAGCACUCCCCUCAAGCAGAAUACUAAAUCUGUCAUGGCCCAGAGUCCAUUGUCCUACCUUGCCACUUGGGGGAACGUGACAGCUUUAGCCAUAAUUACGGGAAAGGGCCAGGCUUUGUCACUCCCGCCAUGGGAAAGUUUUCAGGCUUCCGCCCUACCAAUAUAUUUCUCAAAUAUUGAGGGAAUUUGAUUAUCUGGACCAAGUUAUCCAGGUGGUUAGAGUUUGCAGCAGGUGAAAAUAAUUUGUAUACAAGUCGGCUUAAAAUAAGUGACAUUUGUGUUUUCAAAUGCAAAAGUGCUAUUUACAUUUAAAAAAUAUGCCAUCCCAGUGAAAAAUAGUUUGAGAAUUCUAACAUAUAUUAUAUGGACAAUUACUGUAAUUGUUCGAUUUGAGAAGGGCGCUCCAUCCACUCUUGCCUGUUCACAUCACGGGCCAUAUACCGGUGCACCGGAAAGCAGUGAAGGAAAAAUAGAGUCCACCAAUCCAACCAACCAGAGAGGGAGUCCUUUUGAGCUACUCGUCACCAUUGAAUCACAUUCCAAGUUGCGCUGGCCAAUGGUGGGAGUGCUUUAUUUCCUAAAGGCUCGUCAUGUCUGACAGGUGUAUCUGAGUGAGGCACGUCCACUCAGACAUUCAAACAUGAAUAAUAUACUUUCAAGAGGCCAGGAUGCUAUUACUCUGCAGAUGCUGAAGUGGCCAACACUGCUACUUGGCUACUCAAUCACAGCAGUACACCAUGUGAUCAUGGCACAAUCCUCUAAGUGUUACUGUUAGGUGGUCAUAAUUACAACCUUGAUCGAGCAAGUCCAGUGAUGCCUUAAACCUUGGUCCACCCUCAAGCCUUGGCCAGCAUGUCUGCUUAUGGACAUCUUGUGACAGACAGCUGAAUUAAAUAAUACUUGUGUCAGAAAAACGUGCUAUGUAAAUGUCAUGACAUGUAAUUAACAGUCUUUACUAUUCGUGGUAGUUUGACACAAUGACAAGUCAUGAAAGCGUUGGUCCUAUACCUCUAUGCUCAAAAGUUGAGAAAAUCCAUCAACAUUUCCCAUUCUAAACAUUUGUCACAAUCUAUGAAAAUAUGCUAUUUUUACAUACAGGCAUUCAAUUCUGUCUUGCCAAUAUAGUUCAACUAUUGAAGGGAUUCGAUUAUCUGGACCGGGUUGCCCAGGUGUGACGAGUUUGCACUAGGUGAAAGUUAAUUGCUUUUUCUUUGUAACAGAGCUGCCUCCCGGCAGUGAGCUAGGUUCCCCGCUCUGGCCGACGGCCAAGUCGGCUAAAAAAAAAAGUGACAUUUGUUUUUUCAAAUGUAAAAUUAUCAAUUAUCUGCCAUCCCAAUGAAAACUAGUUAAAGAAAUUAGAACCUAUAUUAUAUGGACAAUAACUGUUCGAAUAGAGAAGGGCGCUCCUCCCAGUUUUGCUUGUUCACGUCACGGGCCAUAUACCGGUGCACCGCGGUUCAUUUUAAUCAAACUCCACCAAUGUGGUAGAUUGUACUGGAAAGCAGUGUGAGUGGAAAAUAGUCAGCCAAUCCAACCAAUCAGAAGGAGUGAUUUUGAGCUACUCGUCACCAUUGGAUCACAUUCCAAGUUGCGUGGGCCAAUGGUGGGCCAGCGCUAUAUUUUCUAUUCAGUUCACGAAUACAAAGGCUACUUGCUUGUGUACUUUUGCAGGGAUAAUAGUGCGGAACAAACUGAAGAAAGCAUACGAAAAAGUGUGGAUGUGAUUGCAUUGCUUGUGUAGUUUCUACUUAUGUAACGGCAGGUAAGGGAGAUGCUGAGUGGCUGAAUCCGCAACCAGGUGCAGGCUCACUUCCAGUCAUGACCUCAGGGAAUGGGAACAAUGCGCCCAUGGUGACAGGCAGUACCCCACAGAAUGGCGAGAGCAAACUGCCUCAAGCCAUAGUGAAACCCCAGAUCCUCACCCACUUUAUUGAGGGAUUUGUGAUCCAGGAGGGAGCAGAGCCUUUCCCUGUUGAACGUCCGUUGUCGUUGCUGAUCGAGGACCUGAAGAAACACAAACAGCAGACACACUCUGAUUCAGAGAAGACGACUACCUCCUCCAACAGCACCACUGACUCUGAGAUGGAGGACCUAUCACAGCAAGAGCUGAAGCAGCAAGAGGAGCCCACCCUGACGUGUGAGCUGUGUGGCAGAGUGGACUUUGCCUACAACUUCAAGAGAUCCAAGAGGUUCUGCUCCACAGUGUGUGCCAAACGGUACAAUGUAGGGUGUACAAAGCGAAUGGGCCUCUUUCCAAAUCGACAAACCACGAUGGAGAAACUGAAGAAGCAGAGAACAUCCAAUGGGAACCACCAGAACUCAAGCUCUGAGACGAAAAAACAGACACCCACUACUGGGCAGCAACCUGGGGGUGGAUCGGUGACGUCCAGCCACCCCUCUCACCCUGGUCACAGGGAGUUCAGCCAUUGUUUAGACAUGUCCAGCUACGAGGGUCCCCCUUCGCCCCCACUGUCUGCUGCCAGCUCUAGUGCUCCCAGGUCCCAGGUGGGCAGAGGGGCCGAGCACACGGAGGGCUUUGGACAAGAGCUGCCCCUCUCCCAGCACUUCCAGCCCAGCGACCCGGCCAAGUGGAACGUGGAGGAGGUCUACGAGUUCAUCUGCUCCCUGCCAGGUUGCCUGGAGAUAGCCAAGGAGUUCCGCUCGCAGGAGAUCGACGGCCAGUCUUUGCUGCUGCUGAAAGAGGACCACCUCAUGGGCACCAUGAACAUCAAACUGGGGCCUGCGCUCAAGCUCUUUGCUGAGAUCAGUAUGCUGAGAGACUCGUAACCCCUCCUCUCUGGAGCCACUCCACACUGCCGGGAAGUGUCCAGAACACCGUAAUUAUACGGUACUCUGACCAGGCUCAAGCCUACCGCUGUGGCAGGUUGGUCCCACGGGGGUGGAGGAUGGACGAAAGGUGUCUCUCUGUUUCAUAGAAGCUGAUGGUCCAUAGCAUAUUGGCAACGCUAUCUGAGUUUAGAGCUUUGCCUCUUUGGACUCUCCUUUGCAAUGCAGGACCCGUUAGCUACUGAAUGAGUUGUACUGUGGAUGUUGUACUGUGCACAAGGAACUUAUCCAGCUAGACUCAAAUGGACAAGGUGGUACUUAAGUUCAUAAAUGCUGUUACUAGUAGUUAGAGAUUCUCUGGUACAUCUGUAUACUUUUAGCCAGUAGUAGCCCUCACGAGCCAAAAGUGGUCCCUGAAAAUUGCGUACUACAUCACAUAUGUGCCCCACGUCAUUGCUCUCGCUCUGCUGUGUGCGUCUUGCUAGCUGUCACUCAAAUAGUGAGGGGCUGAAGCACAUUGGUUGGAACUCGAGUUGUUAGGGGGCUGGCCCACGUGGGGGUAAAUGGCGCCGUACAGCUUUCAGUAAACAGCCUCUUUCAAACUAGGAUUUUGUGGCUAAUUGAGGUAAAGUAAUUCUGCUCAUAGAUUAUGCAUGUAUGAACUACACAUGUCACAUGCACCAAAUACAACAGGUGUAGACUUUACAGUGAAAUGCUUACUUACGAGCCCAUUCCCAACAAUGCAGAGUUAAAAUAUGAGGCAAAUAUUUGCUAAAUUAAAAGGAAAUGCACAUCCAGCCUGAAGUGGGAGGUUUAAAAAUAUAUGAACUCUGCAAAAAAAGAAACGUCUUCUCACUGUCAACUGCGUUUAUAUUCAACAAACUUAACGUGUAAAUAUUUGUAUGAACAUAAUAUUCAACUGAUACAAACUGAACAAGUUCCACAGACAUGUGACUAACAAAAAUUGUAUGUGUCCCUUAACAAAGGGGGGAAUCAAAAAUAACAGUCAGUAUCUGGUGUGGCCACCAGCUGCAUUAAGUGCUGCAGUGCAUCUCCUUCUCAUGGACUGCACCAGAUUUGCCAGUUCUUGCUGUGAGAUGUUACCCCACUCUUCCAGCAAGGCACCUGCAAGAUCACGGACAUUUCUGGGGGGAAAUGGCCCUAGCCCUCACCCUCCGAUCCAACAGGUCCCAGACGUGCUCAAUGUGAUUGAGAUCCGAGCUCUUCGCUGGCCAUGACAGAACACUGACAUUCCUGUCUUGCAGGAAAUCACGCACAGAAUGAGCAGUAUGGCUGGUGGCAUUGUCAUGCUGGAGGGUCAUGUCAGGAUGAGCCUGCAGGAAGGGUACCACAUGAGGGAGGAGAAUGUCUUCCCAGCAUUGAGAUCGCCUGCAAUGACAACAAGCUCAGUCCGAUGAUGCUGUGACACACCGCCCCAGACCAUGACGGACCCUCCACCUCCAAAUCGAUCCCGCUCCAGAGUACAUGCCUCGGUGAAAAGCUCAUUCCUUCGACAAUAAACACGAAUCAGACCAUCACCCCUGUUGAGACAAAACCGCGACUUGUCAGUGAAGAGCACUUUUUGCCACUCCUGUCUGGUCCAGCGACGGUGGGUUUGUGCCCAUAGGUGACAUUGUUGCCGGUGAUGUCUAGUGACAUCAGGCUUGUAGGCCUGCCUUACAACAGGCCUACAAGCCCUCAGUCCAGCCUAUUGUGGACAGUCUGAGCACUGAUGGAGGGAUUGUGCAUUCCUGGUGUAACUCGGGCAGUUGUUGCCAUCCUGUACCUGUCCCGCAGGUGUGAUGUUAAGAUGUACCGAACCUAUGCAGGUGUUACACGUGGUCUGCCACUGCGAAGAUUGUCUGCCACUGCGAAGACGAUCAGCUGUCCGUCCUGUCUCCCUGUAGUGCUGUCUUAGGCGUCUCACAGUACGGACAUUGCAAUUUAUUGCCUUGGCCGCAUCUACAGUCCUCAUGCCUAUGGCACUUUUACGCAGAUGAGCAGGGACCCUGGGCAUAUUUAUUUUGGUGUUUUUGAGUCUGUAGAAAGGCCUCUAGUGUCCUAAGUUUUCAUAACUGUGACCUUAAUUGCCUACCGUCUGUAAGCUGUUAGUGUCUUAAUGACCGUUCCACAGGUGCAUGUUCAUUAAUUGUUUAUGGGUCAUUGAACAAGCAUGGGAAACGGUGUUUAAACCCUUUACAAUGAAGAUCGGUGAAUUUAAAAAAAUGUUUUUUAACGAAUUAUCUUUGAAAGACAGGGUCCUGAAAAAGGGGCGUUUCUUUUUGCUGAGUUUAUAUGCUUAAUAGUCACAAGUUGCAGAGCUUUCUGUCAGUCAGUUUUCUUUUAAAAUUGUGAGGUAGUUGCAUCUGGAUUACUUCGCCAUUGAUAAUAUACACUGAGUUUACAGAACAUAACACCUGCUCUUUCCAUGACAUAGACUGGUGAAUCCAGAUGAAAGUUAUGCCCUGACAAAUUGAGGCUGUUCUGAGGGCAAAAGGAGAGGGGUGCAACUCAAUAUUAGGAAAGUGUUCUUAUUGUUUUGUACACUCGGUGUAUAUUUGAUUCUUGACUGGAAGUUGGUGUUUGGGGUUUUUCGGUCUAGGUUAACCUGCCUAGGACUGUAUUUUGAUUUGUAAGGUUAUUAACACCAUCCAGUGCACAGGACAGUACACAAUGUUACAGUUCACGCCUUGAAUAGGUGGGUUGUGAUACUUUUUUUUAUAUAUUUUUUUUUAUCCCAUUUUCCCCCCAAUUUUCGUGGUAUCCAAUCGCUAGUAAUUACUACCUUGUCUCAUCGCUACAACUCCCGUACGGGCUCGGGAGAGACGAAGGUCGAAAGCCAUGCGUCCUCCGAAGCACAACCCAACCAGCCGUACUGCUUCUUAACACAGCGCGCCUCCAACCCGGAAGCCAGCCGCACCAAUGUGUCGGAGGAAACACCGUGUACCUGGCCCCCUUGGUUGGCGUGCACUGCGCCCGGCCCGCCACAGGAGUCGCUGGAGCGCGAUGAGACAAGGAUAUCCCUACCGGCCAAACCCUCCCUACCCCGGACGACGCUAUGCCAAUUGUGCGUCGCCCCACGGACCUCCCGGUCGCGGGGGUUGUGAUACUUACUGAAGUAUUUUUGUAUAUAAAUUCAACAAAAUAGCCUAAAAUCAUUGCAUCCUUUUUAUUUCUUGCCGUUUUUACAAAACGGGUGUUUUAAGGAUUCUAAAUUUGAAUAAUUUUGUUUGCUUUCUUAAUUUAUUGUCCUGUGUCAAUGUUCUUUCUACUUCUGUGAAUGCCAUUUUCAAAGGGACAAGCCUUAACCAUAUGUAGUUAUCUGUCAAACUAGCUACCAGGUAGGGUCCCUGGCCUCCAGAAGUCUGGGAUAAUGGCAAUCGAUUACUCUUACAAACUCUAGUGCGGAACUAAGAAAAAUCAACUGUCAUUCCAAGUUUGUAUUAUUUCUGUGUGAUAUACUAUUAGGGUUUUAAUUGGACAGGAACAUGGAGGGACGUUCAGGUUCCCCCACCUAUUUUGGGUGAAACUUGUGACAUUUUAAAUCAAUACAUUUUUGGGAACAGCACCAUUCCCAAUUCCAUUUUGUACUCCGUAUCAUAUUGAAGGGAUAGUUUACACAAUGAAAUGCAGAUUAAUAGAUAAUCACUCAAUGGUUUUUUUUGGUCAUCACUGCAACAUGUCCUGCAGGAUUUUUAUAGACUUUGAAACGUGCUGUAACCCUCAAACCAAAGUGUCCCCAGCAUCAUGUUUGUAUCUGAUGUUUAGGAUUAGAAACUCACUUUUCAUUCUUCAAGUUCUAACCUUGUUGAGUAUUUGUAUUUAUGGAACUAGUUCUCGUAUACCACAUUUUGUACUCAAAAAUAAAACCUUAAAAUGG